Vicia villosa (hairy vetch) is the source of this 3438-nucleotide messenger RNA. RefSeq lists its product as uncharacterized. The coding region runs from base 1 to 3438 and encodes 1145 amino acids. NCBI's taxonomy places the organism in Eukaryota, Viridiplantae, Streptophyta, Magnoliopsida, Fabales, Fabaceae. The record is from RefSeq and is a predicted model, not a curated record. The transcript is spliced from 3 exons.
AUGGUAGCCCAACUCGGGACUUUGUGGAGCUCUCGAGGUCUUAGACAAGGUUGUCCGCUUUCUCCGUUUCUCUUUUUAUUGGUAACGGAAGGUCUUACGAGAAUGGUUAAGAAGGCUUCGUCGGUGGGAGUGUUUAGAGGUUUUCCUUUAGAUUCUCGCCAUUCUUUAGAAAUUCUUCAAUUCGUGGAUGAUACUGUUUUAAUUGGAGAAGAUUCGUGGACUAAUCUUUGGCUUUUAAGGCUAUUCUUCGGGGUUUCGAGCUUGUUUUGGGUUUGCGGAUUUGUGGAGGUGGAGUGGAAGAAGUUAGAGGUGAAGGGUAGAGGGGAUUUUUGCUUUGUGGAGAAGUUGAAAGCUAUUAAAAGCAAAAUCCGUGUAUGGAAUAAAGAGAUUUUCGGAUGGAUUGAUCUUAACAUAGAAGAAGCGGGGAAAGAAAUGCAUUUUUUAGAUAACAAGUUUGCUCAUUUUGCAGGUAAUGUUCCGGAGGCGAUUGUUAUUCAAAGAUCGAAGGCGGCUAUUGAUUUUUGGAACAAUCUUAAUAUUAAGGAAGGUUAUCUCCGCCUCAAGUCGAGGCAAUUAUGGCUUUCCGAUGGUGAUAGUAACACGCGUUUUUUCCAUAAUUCCCUUAAAGCUAGAAGAAGGAGGAAUGCUUUAUGUUCUCUUUCCACUAAUAGAGGAGUGUUGGAGAAUGCCGUGGAGAUUAAAGACUUUGUUCAUGAUUUCUUUAAGUCCUUUUUUGAAGAAGACUUUGAGAGAAGGCCAUCUUUUGGUGAUUUGGGUAUGAAGAAGCUUCUUGAGAGGGAGGCGUGUAGUAUUGAGCGCCCUUUCUCGGAGGAGGAAGUGAAGAUAGCUAUUUGGUCGUGUGACGGUAAUAAAAGUGCGGGACCGGAUGGUUUCUCUUUGGAGUUCUAUAAGAGGUUUUGGAUGGUGAUUCGAGAAGAUGUGGUGAAGAUGUGCAAUGACUUUCAUAAUAAAUGCUCUCUUGUAAAAUCGAUUACGUCAUCCUUUGUUGCUUUGAUUCCUAAAGUAGUCAAUCCUCAAUCCUUAGGCGAGUAUCGCCCCAUUUGUUUGGUGGGGAGUAUCUACAAAAUUAUUGCUAAAUUGUUGGCGGCUAGAUUGAAAGAGGUUAUAGGAGGUUUGGUUUCUCCCAAUCAAACCGCUUUUGUCCCGGGUAGGAACAUGAUGGAUGGGGUUCUUUUGGUUAAUGAAAUCGUUGAUUGGUCGAAAAGGAAGAAAAGAAGUUGUCUUUUGCUUAAGGUGGAUUUCGAAAAAGCUUAUGAUUCCGUUUCAUGGCAAUAUCUUAGAGAAAUUUUGUCUUUGAUGGGUUUUGGAGAGAGGUGGAUGAGGUGGAUGGAAGCUUGCAUUUUUAAUAACCAUAUGUCCGUAAUGGUUAACGGAAGUGCUACUAAAGAAUUUAAGGUGCAUAGGGGCUUAAGACAAGGUGAUCCUUUGUCUCCUUUUCUUUUUGUUAUUGCCAUGGAGGGUUUAACGGCUCUCGUGAAAAGGUCGGUUGAGUUGGGUAAAUUUAAGCCUUUCAUGUAUGGGGAAGGUGAGUUUGUGGAUAUUCUCCAAUUCGCGGAUGAUACCAUCAUUUUAGGAGAAGCUUCUUGUGACAACAUUUGGAACCUUAAGGUUUUGUUGAGAGGGUUUGAAUUUGUGUCCGGAUUGAAGAUAAAUUUUUCUAAAAGCAACAUCUUAGGGGUUAAUGUGGGUGAUUGGUACAUCAAUGCCGCAACGAAGUUUCUUGCUUGUAAGAAAGGAAUGUUUCCUUUCAAAUUUUUAGGAAUCAUGGUGGGGGAAAGUCCGAGGAAAAAGAAAGUGUGGACGGAAGUUGUUAAUAAAAUAAAAGGGCGUCUUUCUUCGUGGAAGGGAAGGAACAUUUCCAUGGGAGGUAGGCUCACUCUUAUUAAUUCGGUUUUGAAUUCAAUUCCCAUUUUUAACCUUUCCUUCUUCAAAGUUCCGGGAAUCAUUGCCAAAGAGAUUAGAAGGCUUCAAAGUGAAUUUCUAUGGAGAGGUAAUUUUGAGAAAAGGAGCAUUCAUUGGGUGAGAUGGGAUGUUGUUUGUAGGCCUAAGGAGAAAGGUGGAUUGGGGGUUAGAGAUGUAAAGGAGGUUAAUAAAGCUUUACUUUUGAAGUGGAAGUGGAGAAUUUUAAACGAUGAUAAUGCUAUAUGGAGUAAUUUUCUUAAAGUGAGGUAUGUUAGCCCAAAAUUAAAUUUGCAAGAUCCUAGCGGAGAAUUGAGUAGUAGUGAAGACUCGAUUUGGUGGAGGGAUUUGUGCAAGAUUAAUUUACUAGAUGAGCAUGUGGAGUACGGUUUUACCGAGUGUUUCAAAAGUAAUUGCAUGAAUGGGAAGGAUACGCUUUUUUGGCAUACCUUGUGGGUGGGAGACAAACCCCUUCGCUUUUCUUUCCCGGAUUUGUAUGAUUUAUCUCCCAAGAAAUUUUGUUCGGUAGCGGAUAUUUUGAGUUGGGUUGAUGGAAGACAUGUGUGGGAUGUUCAAGCUUUAUUUUCCCGGGAAGAUGGUAGUGUUUCGGUUGUGGGGGCAGCAGCGGCAUUUUUGCCGAGUUGGCACCGGUUUUGUGAGCUAGUUGACGGUUUCACUCCAAGCGAAGUUGCGAGUGACACUUACGGUUGGUUCAUUAACUCGGAUAAGGAUUUUACGGUUGCGGGCAUUUCGUGGAUAAUUAAUGAAUCUAAAUCCGUAGCUUGGGAGCUUCAUGUGAUUCGUUCUUUGAAAAUUAUGUGGAGCAUUCCAUUACCGGCAAAGAUUAAGAUGUUUUCUUGGAGAUUUUUCGUCGAGCGCCUCCCGUCUAAAGAUCUUUUAUUAUUAAGAGGAGUUACUAAUUUGGCUAAUCCGGAUUGUGAGUUUUGUGGUGAUCAUGUUGAAACUUCUUUUCAUCUCUUUUUUCAUUGUCAUAUGGCGAAAGAGAUUUGGAAACAUAUGUUUGAAUGGCUUGGCAUACCGGAGGCGAUUACCAUGGCGGAGUUUCUUGAUUUUGGAGUUUUGCAAGAAAAGGUGAAGAACAUUAGUAGAAAGGCUAAGAUCAAUGUGGUUUGGUUAUCUACGAUUUGGUGUCUUUGGAUCAUGCGGAAUGGUAUUAUAUUCGACGGGAAGGUUUGGACGGCGAUCAAUCGAUGGUUAGACAUCUCUACUGCGCUACAUAAUUCAAUUAUUCCAAACUUUCAACAAUUCAGAGGACUGUGCAGAACAGGCAGAAUCAAGACUGAAAAAUUCAUUGUUAUAUGGUACGCGUGUAUUUCGUUAAUAUGGAAAUGGCGUAACGAGAAAAUUUUUAGAGGAAAAGAUAUAUCAGUUGAGCACCUAGUUGAAGAAGCAAACAUUUUGUCGUGGAAGUGGUUGAAGAGCAAGGCGAAUGGAUUCAAUUACUCUCUCGGGUUGUGGUUAUGCAGCCCUAGACAGUGCUUAGGGUUAAGUGGUUAG